AUGUCUAAUACUGUUGAACAAGGACACACUUUCGAAACCAGAGUUAUUCAAAUGUUAAAUUGGUUAGGUAUGUGGGCUAAUCAUAGUGGACAGUUGAUAAGUUGCAUUAAUGGCAAUCUUAAAUAUGACCCAAUUAACAAACCAUGUGCAUUAGCAUUAGCCUUAGCAUUAAUGGUUGUAAAUACUAAGUUGACAUUUCCAUUAGGUACUCUUUUAAAUACUAGAAUUAAUAUGGAUACUCCUGAUCCUGUACCUCUAAACCUAUUAAUUACGGCUAUUAAAAGUGUUAUCUAUUACUAUGAUUGUUGUUCUUCUAUUACUUAUGGUGCUAAAUCGGUAGACCAAACUUGCGAUGUUCCCGCGACAGUAGAUGGUUGGUUCGUCAAUGUCCUCGUCGCGAUGGGACGUUCGAAAUGGUAA
Diversispora eburnea is the source of this 420-nucleotide messenger RNA. Lineage: Eukaryota; Fungi; Glomeromycota; Glomeromycetes; Diversisporales; Diversisporaceae. The record is from the annotation of a GenBank genome assembly.